Messenger RNA from Penicillium diatomitis, 1461 nucleotides. RefSeq names its product WD repeat WDR12/YTM1 family ribosome biogenesis protein. Gene Ontology annotation, molecular function: protein binding. NCBI's taxonomy places the organism in Eukaryota, Fungi, Ascomycota, Eurotiomycetes, Eurotiales, Aspergillaceae. The transcript is spliced from 2 exons. Gene Ontology annotation, cellular component: preribosome, large subunit precursor. The coding region runs from base 1 to 1461 and encodes 486 amino acids. Gene Ontology annotation, biological process: ribosome biogenesis. The record is from RefSeq and is a predicted model, not a curated record.
AUGGACGGUGAAACAAACAGUUCUUCCGAGCCGUCGCAACGACAGGUUCGUGUGCAGCUGGUCACUCAGCAGGAAGACAUUGCUCUUCCCGACAGUACUGGUCCUAUUCUUAUUCCCACUGCUUUGCGGCGUUAUGCACUUUCAACCUUGGUCAACAAUCUACUGAGCACCGAGAAGCCGGUCCCUUUCGAAUUUCUAAUCAACGGAACAUUCUUAAGAACUUCGAUUGAUGAAUAUUUGACCGACAAUGGCAUUUCCGCCGAAACGACGCUUGAGAUCGAGUAUGUCCGCGCUCUGAUCCCGCCUCUUCACAUCGCAUCCUUCCAGCACGACGAUUGGGUCAGCGCCACCGAUGUGCUCUCGUCGACUUCACCUGCAGCAUCUUGGGCCUCGGGCGCCACUUUCUCAAAGGGCCAGGAAAGAAUUUUGUCUGGAAGUUAUGACGGACUUCUCCGUGUUUGGAAUAUGUCUUCAGAGACCAUUGCCACAUCGCCUGUGGCAUCCGACGGAGGCCACACCUCUUCAAUCAAGGCUGCAAAAUUUGUCUCACCAAACCAGAUCGUCUCGGCUGGUCUGGACCGCACCGUGAGGCUGUGGAAAUACACCGAGGACGAAGCCUUCUUAGGAAAGAUUACGCCACAGCUGGAGCUGUAUGGACACAAGUCCGGAAUUGAAUCCUUGGCUGUACACGCGCCAUCUAAUCGUCUUUUGACUGGAUCUGCUGAUCACACUGUUGGAUUCUGGUCAACGAAAAAGGCAGAUGCCCCCGCCGCCCCCGAGAGCUUGCUUCCCAAUGCUGCGCGCACGUCGAAGCGACGGAAGUUGAACACUUCAGUGAGCACACCGCAGCGUGGGCCUCUGGCUCUCUUAUCGGCGCACACUGGGCCAGUGUCCGCGGCCAUUUUCGACGGGAAGGAUUCCACAGUUGGAUACUCGGCCUCCUGGGAUCAUUCUCUGCGUACCUGGGAUCUGAUCACCUCCGCUCUUGUCGACACCCGCACAACCGCUCAUUCACUUCUGUCGCUGGUGCACAUUCAGGAACACAACCUUCUGGCUGCUGGUACCUCAGCUCGGCACAUUACCCUGAUCGAUCCCAGAGCGUCCGCUACUACAGUUGCAGCUAUGACCCUUCGUGGACAUACCAAUGCCGUUGUCAGCUUGGCUCGUGAUCCGUCCAGCACUUAUGGCCUUAUUAGUGGUAGUCACGAUGGCACAUGCCGCAUCUGGGACAUUCGGUCUACCAAGAACGACAAAGAUGGCGUUGUUGGCGAAAGUGUAUAUUCCAUCGCUCGCAAGAGUCUCGAGGAGGAAGGCAAAGCGGAUAGCAAGCGUGUGGGUGGAGAGGGCGUCAAGGUCUUCAGCGUGUGCUGGGAUCAGACCGUCGGCAUUGUAAGCGCGGGUGAGGACAAGAGGAUCCAGAUUAACCGCGGCGAAGGUGUUUUGUCUUCAAACAGGCUGUAG